Molecule: messenger RNA, 3048 nt
Organism: Dufourea novaeangliae
Lineage: Eukaryota; Metazoa; Arthropoda; Insecta; Hymenoptera; Halictidae
Product: NAD kinase-like
Exons: 9
Coding region: 172-1479 (435 amino acids)
Biological process (GO): NAD+ metabolic process; NADP+ biosynthetic process
Molecular function (GO): NAD+ kinase activity
Source: RefSeq, a predicted model, not a curated record
GGCUGGGUGUUUCAGUACGCGACGAGACAUCUCUCGGUGUGGUUCACGCAACCGUUUUCCUUGUUGCGUGUUCGCGUAACGUUGUUGCGUCUCGCGGAAUCGGUUUGUCCACGCGCAAAACCGGGCACGUAAACCCAUCCGUGACAAGAACUACAGUCGAAAAACACCAGGAUGAACGAGAGGGACCUACAGUUGGCGAAGGCGAUAGUGGAUCUUCAGUUGGAGAAAAAUGCCCCGAAGAAGACAGCGGUCUCAAGGAUGCAGAAUAAACAGCAGACGUUCAGCAACUCGCGGUCCGAGUUAACGGUCGAUUGCAUCGAGGCGGCGGAACCGCGAAGGAGAACCAGGAGUCUGAACGCGCCCAGUCCGAUCCAACAGUUCGGCCCAUGCGGGCGUAUUAUGAAAAAUUCUGCGAUGGUCAUGACCAUACAGGAUCCAGCCUCCCAGAGGUUGACGUGGUACAAGCCGCCUCUCACUGUCCUGGUCAUCAAGAAGGUCCGUGAUUCGUCGGUCCUACCGCCGUUCGUCCAAUUAGUCACAUGGCUAAUAGAAGAGAAACGGAUGGUGGUGUUCAUCGAGGCGUCCGUUCUGGAGGAUCCAGCCUUAGCUAGGGACCCCAGGUUCCAAGGGGUUCGAGACAGGCUGCAGACAUUCAGGGACGGAACGGAUGACCUACAGGAUCGUAUCGAUUUUAUCGUCUGUCUGGGCGGCGAUGGGACCCUUCUAUACGCGAGUUUGCUCUUCCAGCAAUCGGUGCCGCCUGUGAUGGCGUUCCAUCUCGGUUCCCUGGGUUUCCUCACGCCCUUCGAGUUCGACAAUUUUCAGGAACAAGUGACAAACGUAUUAGAGGGUCACGCGGCCUUGACCCUGAGGAGUCGACUGAGAUGCAUCAUCAUGCGUAAAGGAGAGGAGGGCAAACCGGCCAAACCACCGACGAAUCUUCUGGUGCUGAACGAAGUCGUGGUAGAUCGUGGUCCGUCCCCGUAUCUCUCGAAUAUCGACCUCUUCAUCGACGGGAAACACGUGACCAGCGUGCAGGGUGACGGUCUGAUCGUGAGCACGCCGACUGGGUCCACCGCGUACGCUGUCGCGGCCGGGGCCAGUAUGAUUCAUCCGUCUGUACCGGCGAUCAUGAUCACACCGAUCUGCCCUCACUCAUUGUCCUUCAGGCCGAUCGUCGUGCCGGCUGGCGUCGAGCUGAAGAUCUCUGUUUCACCCGACAGCAGAAACACCUCGUGGGUGUCCUUCGACGGUAGAAACAGGCAGGAGCUCUUCCACGGCGACAGCUUGAGGGUCACCACCUCCAUAUACCCGGUACCUAGCAUUUGCGCCGCUGACCAAAUCACCGAUUGGUUCGAUUCCCUGGCGGAAUGUCUGCACUGGAACGUCCGUAAAAAACAGAAACACCUGGACGAGCUGAGCGAUCUCACUCAUUCGUCCAGUAACGACACCCUGGACUCUCUUGACCGCGACAGCUAGACCAAGCGACGGACGGGUCACAUCAGAUUGCGUGUCGAGGCCACGGCAACGUUCAGCCAACUUUUAAGGCCAACCGGGCUGGAGGUCGGCUCGAAAUCAGUCAGUGACUCGUUAAAAAAAUCGUCAUCGUUCAUGCACAGACCAUGCCUGACUUGCGUUUAUUCCGCGGUUUGUGAGACCGAACGGGGGAUUGACGUGUCGGUUAAAAGGUAGCCAAGUUAAACAAGUGAAGACACCAUAUGGUCGUCCGGGCACAAUUGUGUUGUUAAAUUUUUUUUCGAGGAUUCGCUGCGAAACUGCGAAUGGUAACUGCGAAAAACACUGUUGCACAAGAAAUUCAAAGGACGAACAAGAUAUGUGGUCCAUUUGUCGUUAGACGAACUGUAGCACUGUACGAAUUCUUGCUUCUACGCAGAAGCGCGUUCCUACUCGCGAUUGUAAAGAUUUGGGAUAGAUGGUGUCGCGUUAAAACCGGUGCAUCGAGAAGCACAACGGAAUGAUCGAAUAAUAGGAGAUGAUUUUUUUUGUACCGAAUGCAUAAUUGUACAGAUCACGUACGUUCUCUACCCUGCGUUCCAUUUUGAAUUUAACAAACUCAUCUCUAAACGAGUUUUGAUUUUAUACCUUCUUCUUCUUUCUUUCGGAGUGUUAACGAUGGUAGCUCUAAUCUUCCUCGUGUCGAAGGGAAAACGUUCUUUUCACGACGCCUUUGUUGUUCAUCCUAGUGGCAAGACUCUGAGCACAUGCCGUCCAUGGAGGCAUCUUGGCCGAGUCUGUUUGAUGUAAUGUUUGAGCAAAUGCCACUGAUCUCAUAGGGACGAAGUUCGCAGUUGCAGGUUUAUCUGUAUCACCGGCACUUGGAGGGAAUAUUGGUCCUCCCACCUUUGUUUCCUUUCCAGAAUGUGAUGGAACAUCCUUAAGAUCAGCGCUACUGAUAGUUUCUAUUGAGGAUGAUAAAGUGGACGUCGAGAGGAUGUUCUUACGUGAUUUUUGAGGAAUGUCUUCUUCAAAAAACAUCCUUUAACGCUCAAAAAUCGAAUACAAAAGGGAUAUUAAUAAUCAGGGGACAAUUGAAAAAUUUUGUAAAUCCCUUUUGUCACGGAAUACGAUGGUGCCUUUGAAGCAUUAUGCGCUCUUCGAUUUACCUAAUUGAAUAGAAAAUAGAAAAAGAACGACUUUUCGGUACCAUAUUUCAACGAGAAAUUAUAACAACAAAUUGCGUUCGCGAUUAUGAAUUCGAAAGGGGAAAAAACGUUCCAAGUCGCGCGGUCGUAUUUAUUUAUUAUACACAUACAUGUUUCUUAAUGCAUUUUACGCCACCAAUGUAAAUGGAUUUGUACUUUGCACGCGGGUACAGAUUCUGUUCAAUUUUUCAAGAGCGAUAUUGCCGACUGCUAAUGGGCAAAGCACACAAGGCUCAAAUCAACUAUUCAAAAUAGAAAUGAGAUGAGGUCGUUGUCGGUAACUAUUACGUUUUGACAAUGAAUAUGGUCUAGACAUGGAUCAUUCUGUUGUAAAUGUUAAAUGUACUUUCCUAUAAAUGAGAAUUUUUAAUAAAAUCAUUUUUAU